Molecule: messenger RNA, 2221 nt
Organism: Aspergillus nidulans FGSC A4
Lineage: Eukaryota; Fungi; Ascomycota; Eurotiomycetes; Eurotiales; Aspergillaceae
Product: ubiquitin-specific protease UBP14
Exons: 5
Coding region: 1-2094 (697 amino acids)
Biological process (GO): protein deubiquitination; ubiquitin-dependent protein catabolic process
Molecular function (GO): zinc ion binding; cysteine-type deubiquitinase activity
Source: RefSeq, a predicted model, not a curated record
AUGAUUUACCUGAACUACGGCCACCGUCUGCCUCUCAAGCCGUUUAUCGAGAAGACUCGCGAGGAGCCUCCACAUAAGAUCUCAAAGCUUGCCAUCAACGCAGAGACUGACGAAGACCGUUAUGACACAAGUACACGUGUUGUCUGCUAUUCCUGCGGCAGGGACGAUGUUGGUGAGCCGAGUGGCAAACUCCAGUCAGUCAUUGAAGGCGUGAUGCAUGCCACGACCUUCUCGAAGAGAGAGGAGAUAAAAGCCUGGGAACAGGAGUUUAUUCCCUGCGAGCACACUACUGGCUUGAUUCAGCAGGAGUCCAAGCGCAUAAAGUCACAGGGCUGUGGUCGCAGUCAAUUUGGAGGUACUGGCGGUAAUUCACAUGGACUUGCACACUUUAAUGCGACAUCCCACGCCGUUGCCGUGAAACUGGGUUCAAUAACUGCCGAUGGUUCAGCAGAUAUUUACUGUUAUAAAUGCAACGAAGAAAGAAUCGAUCCUGACCUUGCUACGCACCUGUAUCAUUGGGGCAUUGAUUUAGCGGGGCGCGAGAAAACGGAGAAAAGUCUCAUGGAAAUGCAAGUUGAACAAAAUCUGAAAUGGGAUUUCUUGAUGACGACUGAAGAUGGACAGGAUCUGACACCAGUCUUCGGCGCAGGCCUGACAGGGUUGUCGAAUCUUGGAAACAGUUGCUAUCUGUCUAGUGUGGUCCAGUGCCUUUUUGAUUUACCAGAGUUUCAACGCAGAUAUUACCAUCCUAACGAAGACCCGCCUCUGGCAGAAACACCAGCUGCUGAUUUCGAAACGCAGCUGCGAAAACUGGCGGAUGGUACCCUCUCAGGACGAUACUCUCGGCCAGAUGAUAAGACUGUCGCCUCUCCAAAGCCACAAGAAAUCCGACACCAAAAGGGCUUGGCUCCAUCGAUGUUCAAGCAUCUUAUCGGUCGCGAUCAUCCUGAAUUCUCGACUAUGAGACAGCAGGACGCCUUUGAGUUCCUACUGCAUGUUUUCAAGCACGUCACAUUGUCCAAGCACCCUGUAGGGAUGGAUAAUCCGAUUGAUUCUUUCAAGUUCAGCAUUGAGCAGCGGCUGCAAUGUCUGAAGUGCAGAGGAGUUCGCUACAGGCUCGAUGAACAAGACAAUAUCUCGAUUCCAGUGCCCGCUCGUCGAGUACCCGAUUCAGAAGGUUCCAACUCUGAUGGCUCCUUCGAAUCUGUGACGCUAUACGAUUGUCUAGACGCAUUUACUGCCGAUGAGACCGUUGAUCUUCGUUGUGCCCAUUGUAACAGCCAGGAGAAAUUCUCCAAACGGUCUGCUUUUCGGACAAUGCCAGCGGAAUUGGUAAUUAAUGCUCGACGCUUUGAGCUGAUCAAUUGGGUUCCGACCAAGCUGGAUAUUCCGGUAGAGGUUGAAGAUGCACCUAUAGAUUUGAGCUGCUAUCUUUCCACCGGACCUGGUGAGGGGGAAGACCUCCUUCCGGAAGAUGAGGAGACCGGUGGCUUCGAGGUCAACAUGGACACUUUGAACCAACUGCUUGCAAUGGGUUUUCCACGGGUCAGGUGUGAAAAGGCACUUUACUCUACUGGAAACUCAGAUGCUGAAGCCGCAAUGAAUUGGCUCUUAUCUCACAUGGACGACCCUGACAUAGAUGAGCCGGUUCAUAAAAAACGCGUUUCGGAAUUUGGAGCCAACGAACAGGACUUAGCUAAAAUAGCGCAACUAGGUGACAUGGGCAUCGAUGAUUCUCGCGCUAGGAAGGCGUUGACUGCCACAGGUGGUGAUAUUAACCGAGCUAUUGACUGGGUUUUCAGUCAUCCAGGCGAUGAAGAUGAAAGCUCUGUUCACGAACCGCCGAGCGGAAAUGCUGAUACAUCCGUAGUCCCGGGUUUCGCUACUAGUCCGGCAACCUAUCAACUUCGCUCCAUAAUUUGCCAUAAGGGCGCUUCGGUACAUGCUGGGCAUUAUGUUGCAUUUGUGCGAAAACAUUUGCCCGGAAAGUCCGGUCUUUCUUGGGUGAUGUUCAAUGAUGAGAAGGUUGUGGAGGUCGACGACGUGCAAGAAAUGAAAAAGUUCGCCUACCUCUACUUCUUCUCAAGAGUGUAGCAAGGCAGCCUGGCCGUCUGGUAAUUGUCAGCAUACAUGAGCAGAAUCAAACUCACCGCACAGGACUGGUUGGCUGUGACUAGCUAGACCUAAAUAUAUGGCACCUGAGCAAGCAUUAGAUCCAAAU